This is a messenger RNA of Penicillium lagena, 1665 nucleotides long. Its product is annotated as fungal specific transcription factor domain-containing protein. Bases 1 to 1665 code for a protein of 554 amino acids. The record is from RefSeq and is a predicted model, not a curated record. Gene Ontology annotation, biological process: DNA-templated transcription. Lineage: Eukaryota; Fungi; Ascomycota; Eurotiomycetes; Eurotiales; Aspergillaceae. The transcript has a single exon. Gene Ontology annotation, molecular function: zinc ion binding; DNA binding.
AUGCGGAUCGCAUACUUGGGGACUUCGGUGUCAAAUAUCUCGCAGCUGGUAGCUCAUGAAGCACAGUUCAGCAAAGCCCAAUGUUCGUCGCUAGUCUUUCCUUUCCCGAGUAUUCGACCUGUCCGACCGUGGAAGCCCUCCACAGAUUUACCACUAAUUGAAUGGUACCGGACCUCAUUUGAACGUGAAAUUAGCACACUGCCGGAUAAAGAACUUCGUGACGAGUUGAUCGAAUCAUUUUUCGAAAAGGUCCACCCCGGCUUCCCGGUCAUUGAUGAGGCCGAGUUUCGCACUCGAUAUGAGAAUUCAGAGAACCCACCUCCUCUGUUGCUGCUGCAUGCGAUCCUCCUUGUUGGAGCUCAUGUGUCGAACCAUCCACGAGUAACGAAAUCUCGCUCACUAAUGAAAUUGUCUCUCUUCCGCCGUGCGAAGAGCUUAUUCGAUAUUCGUUAUGAAAAUGACCGUCUGAACCUGAUCCAGGCAGCAUUGCUUUUUACUUGGCAUCUCCAAGGCGUGGAUGAUGUUAGUGCAAAUGCAUACUAUUGGAUCGGAAUCGCGUGCAGGAUUGCAUUUGGAUUAGGAAUGCAUCGCACCACAUCAUACGGCACCAAUGCCAUUAGAAUGCCAAUUCACGAUCAGCGUAUCUACAGGCGGGUCUGGUGGACUAUAUAUCAGCUUGAUGUUCUUGGCAGCCUGCACCAUGGAAGACCGUUGAGUAUCGACCCUGACGAGUGCGACCAAUUAUCUUUAUGCGCCGAGGACUUCAUUGAAUGCAACUCACGAACGAAUCCAAAGGUAGACAUAGAUUUCUGUAUACAGAAUGCGGCUCUGUGUGAAAUCGUAGGUGCCAUUGUGAAAAUGUCGUCGCCAGGCUCACUUCGUCGAUUUCGCGACAGCCCUGGGUCAUUCCGAACGACACAAGCCAACCUCGAUACCCGAUUGGUUACAUGGUACCUUCAACUUCCGUCUAGACUCUCAGAUAUUCAUGGAAAGAACUCGAUCUUUUGGGCACUUCUGCUGAUGGCACACUACAAUCUUGCAUUACUACACCUCCAUAGACUUGCAGAUCCUACGGCCGGCGACAUGACUGGGCCACCACCCAACAAAUCCAGCGACACAUGCCACGUUUCAGCUCAGGCACUUAUUGGAUUGCUCAAUACCAUGGUGGUGAAAGAGUCUAUCGGGCAAUGCUGGUUCACUUGCCAGACAAUGCUACUAGCUACUGCACUUCAGACUAGCCUGGAAGCCAGGAUUACAGCCAGAAAUGGACCCGCAGUGCUAGCCAUCCAGGCACAAUCCCGCCUAGACCAAUUAAUGCCGAUUGCAGAAAGCCUAUCACAUUAUUGGCCCAGUGCCGAGGCAGUUUGGCAUCUAUAUCAGGGGCUCUUAAAGCAACUCAAAAGGCAAACAGAAGCUGCCUCCGGGUUCAACCCUGCUGUAUAUCCAGCAGGCUCAGGUUCUGAUAAACUAGACUCAAUUUUGGACAUACAAGAGGCAUUUGAUGAUCAUACGAGAGAUACUUUGGAGAAUAACUGGGCUGCGUUGUUUGGAGCAGGCUACGCAGAGCCUUUUCUGGAUUCCCAGCAGGAUGACAUUGAUGGUUUGUUGCGCAUGCCAUUGGGGUUUGCCAGCAAUGAACAAAUAGGAGGAACGGGUCGUUCAUAG